Molecule: messenger RNA, 459 nt
Organism: Penicillium angulare
Lineage: Eukaryota; Fungi; Ascomycota; Eurotiomycetes; Eurotiales; Aspergillaceae
Exons: 1
Coding region: 1-459 (152 amino acids)
Source: RefSeq, a predicted model, not a curated record
AUGAAAGAUGAGACGGUACUGAAAAUUUUGAUGGAUGAUGGAGGUUUUGAUAUCCCUAUUACGGAGACCUUGGUCCGCUCCGCCGCCGCAAACAUGGUGUCAGGAUCUUCCUUAAUCAGCUAUCUAGCCCAAAUCAGCCAGGAUCCGCUUCCGGUCACAGGGAAAAUUCUCAUCGCAGCUGCUCAAAAUCAAAGGACCAGACUUGAGAUGCUUAAAAUCCUUACUCGCAGUACACCUGACGUCCAACUGACAGACACAGUAUUUGAAGAAGCUUGCGCAAAUAAAGAUGUCAUGAUAUGGCUUUUAGAUCGUCAGGACAAGCAUCUGCCAAUUGAAAAAAUGGUUAGGCGGAUUUCUGAAGAACGAUAUGACUCAGGAAAUGUGGUUCAGACUCUACUUGAACGGGAUUUCUUGGAAGUUGAUAAAAAGCUGGUUGAAGCAAUGGCAGGCAAUUUUUGA